Molecule: messenger RNA, 1610 nt
Organism: Daphnia pulicaria
Lineage: Eukaryota; Metazoa; Arthropoda; Branchiopoda; Diplostraca; Daphniidae
Gene: eas
Product: ethanolamine kinase 1-like
Exons: 8
Coding region: 136-1182 (348 amino acids)
Biological process (GO): phosphatidylethanolamine biosynthetic process
Cellular component (GO): cytoplasm
Molecular function (GO): ethanolamine kinase activity
Source: RefSeq, a predicted model, not a curated record
CCAAAUCAGAUUGAACAAUGAAGAAUGAACAUAAUGUUUUCAAUAUCAGAAUAUUUUGGAAGGUACGACCGUACGAGUCCGCUGUAAAAGAAUUACGUGUAGCAAUAAAAAAUAAGUCCAGCUUUGCAAUCAAUUAUGGAUGUCUCAACUUGCAAGACUGUUGAAUUGCCAAUUACAAUUGAUAAAAAAGAUCUCAUCAACAAUUUGUGGGAGCUCAUAUUUAUUUUGAAGCCCCAAUGGGACCAAUCUAAUGUUAAACACAAAAUUUUCAGUGAUGGAAUAACAAAUUCUUUAGUGGGAGUUUUUCAAAUUAAUGACAAACAUAAUAUGAUACUUGUACGUGUGUUUGGAGAAAAUACUGAAAAAAUCAUUGAUCGGAAUGCAGAGCUAAAAAAUAUGAAGAUUCUUCAUACAUUGGGGUUUGGUCCAGCAUUGUAUGCAUCUUUCUCCAAUGGAUUAGCUUAUCAAUACUUACCUGGUGAAAUACUGACAGUCAAAACUUGUUUGAAUGAAAAAAUUUAUCCAAAGGUUGCAGAAAAAAUGGCUCAGUUCCAUCUACAGUAUGAUAAUGUGAAGGAACGAUUGCCCACUGAGGAGAGAAAUUCAUUUGGUCAAUCUAUCCUGUGGACCAAAUUAAUGAAUUUUAUUAAACUCUGUCCUGAAAAGUAUUGUUCAGGUGACACUUCAAAAGAUAAACUGUUGGAAGAACUGAAGUGGUUAGAAGGAACACUUGUACACUUAAAUAAUCAUUUGGUGUUUUGCCACAAUGAUUUGCUACUAGCCAACAUACUCUAUGACAAAGAUCAAAAUGUCAUUGCAUUUAUCGAUUUUGAAUAUGCAGGUCCAAACUAUCAGGCAUAUGAUAUUGCCAAUCACUUCUGUGAGUUUUCAGGUGUCGAAGAUUUCAACACGUCUCGCUACCCAGAUGAAGAAUUUAGGAAAAACUGGGUGACUUGCUAUUUGAAGACCUUUUGUGGAGGUCAAGAUGUUGGGAAUGAAACUGUGCAGCUGUUACUUCAUCAUAUCGAACUGUUUACUCUUGCAAGCCAUUUUUUCUGGGGAGUUUGGUCACUCAUUCAAGCUGCUAAUUCCUCUAUUGAUUUUGACUUUGAAAAGUAUUCUUCUUUGCGUCUCAAUGAAUAUUUUAAGAAGAAAAUUUUCCUUCGUGAAAACCAAGAAUGAGAACCGGUAGUGCAGUGUGUGAUGGAAAACUCAUUCUUUUACGGGAACCCUGAUUAAACUUAUUCACUCUACUUCAGGAUCCAUUCCACACACAUUUCUCUUAAUAAACACUCGGAAGGACGAUUUAUCAUUAUCAACAUCGUGGUUGUUUUUGUCAACAAUGAAUUUUCUUUUUUUUUAUUUUUAAGUGCACUUUUUCCAAUAGUUGAUUUACCUAUUUUCUCAUUAAAUAUUACCAAUUUGUUAUUUCAUCCAGUUUCUUACACAUAAGUGACAACUAAAACUGCCGAUUGUCGAAUUUUCUCUUUGAACUUAUUGAUCUGAUUCUUGCCAUAAUACUUUUAUAGGAAAUUCAAAAAAUUAUAAGCCAAAAUGUUAUUGCGAUUUGACCCUAUCCCAAAAAAAUAAACGUAGUUUUCGUGGGGCAA